GAGAGAGAGAGAGAGAGAGAGAGAGAGAGAGAGAGAGAGAGAAAGAAGGAAGCCAUUUUGGUGCCUUGAUGGCAUGUUGGCUUGAACUUUUCUGUCUGGUUUCUUCUCUUGUAAAGACUCCAACUUUAAGACAGCGGAAGGAGUGGUGAGGAUCGAGGCCUGUCCGCCUGUCGAAGAACAGACGUCCCACUGAAGAAAAGCAGCAGGACAAGCAAAGGGAGAUAAAGCUCUUAAGACCUCAGAGACACAGCGUAUAUCUCCUCUCCAGGUGUGUGGUGAUGGUGGACUGGUCUUAUUAGAGCUGAGGUCUUUGGUUUCGCACUGGCUGAUUGUACGUCCAAUCUUUGAGAGUCUCUGGAGGACCCAGGAUGAGCUCUGAUCGGACACCGUCGAGGUCGGAGGUGAUGGGGUGGAGUCCCCAGCAGUUGGCAGACUACCUGAAGAGGAUGAAUCUGUCCGGCUGUGACAAAGUGGUAAUGAAGAACUCCAUCAGUGGAUCCAGAUUUGUGAAUCUGAGCGAUAACGACCUGCAGAAGUUCCCCAAGCUUCACGCUCCGUUGAUCUCAAAGAUCAGUACAGAGAUCAGCAAAAAGGAGGAGAGGCGAGGACUGUUUGGAAAAAGGACGACUCCAAAAUAUCAAGAGCCAGAGAUCGUGGCUGAGGGUUGGGAUGAAGACGAGUUUGAGGAGUUUGAUGAUGACUAUGAGAGUCCGUACAGCGGUGAUGAAGAGGGCAGCGGGGGGGACUAUGAGUCCCCAAAUGAGGACCAGGACGGAGCAAACGACUAUGAGCCGCCUCCGACCGAACCUCCGGAGGACCUGGCUCACAAGAUGUUGACCAACCUGCCGAUGGGAGAUUACAUCGAUAACCACGUAUCAUCCAGAGACCCGCCCCCUGUUGUGUGUCCCCGCCCUUCAGUCUCCUCCCUGUCUGCACCGUCCCUCCGCACCCCAGGUGAGCCCUCCAGGAGAGACCCCUCCCCUCACUGCGCUGGAAGACAAUCAGGAAAUCUUCCUCCUGGACCUCCUCAGAUCUUCAGAGGGAACAAACCAGGCAGAGAUCCAGGAUCCAACCAGUCUCCCGUCAGAGGACCUCAUCGGAACACACUGGGCACGCCUGGCACACACUCCUCAAGACCUCAGCAGGACACCCCCGAUCCUCCGUCAUGGUCCAAACCUCCGGUCCUCCCUCCCCCCUCCUCGUCCAUCAGCAGGAGCAACUCCUCGGCCAGAGCUGCCCCCGCCAGAUUUGAUGGGAGGAGAGAGAUAAACGAUGAAGCUAUUAAACACAAUACCUUCCCCCUGCAACAUAAAAACCUGCCCCCCCGCCCUGGACUCCCAGGGCCUCCGUCCCGCCACGGAGACAGUCUGCCUCCAAAUGUUCCCUCAACAGGAUCUCUGCCUCCAAAUCUGCAACCAGGGAUGGGGGACCACAGAGGAAGCUUCUUAGGAUCAGACAGACAGUCGUUUCGUCCUCCUCCUUCCAUGUCACCCCGCACAAAGGAGAUGGACGGUCGUUGGUAUGUGGGUAAAGUGACCAGAGGUCAGGCAGAGGGAUGUCUGAAGAGAGUCAACAAGGACGGGGCGUACCUGGUGAGGGACUCCACACGGCAGCUGGCCAAUCAGCCGUUCACCCUGAUGGUGUUCUACCAGGACAAAGUGUUCAACAUCCAGAUCAGACAGCAGAACCAUCAGUUCCUGCUGGGAACCGGACUCAAAGUGCAGGAGUCUUUCCCUUCAGUGAGUGAGAUCAUCAGUCAUUACUCUCAGUCUCCUCUGCUCCUCAUCGACGCGAAAAACAGACGUUCAGGCCAGCAGAACCAGUGUCUGCUGUCAGACCCAGCCGGGUACUACAUGAACGGAUAGAACUGGUCCCAACCCAUCAGAACGGAUCAGAUUGCAUGAGUCAAACUGAAUUUGGGAGCCCGACAGGCAGGGUAGAGAAAACUGUGCACCUCAGACGUGCUCAGGAGGUGUGAUGAAGUGAUGAUGUCACUCUUUUGCACAGUUUGCUUUGUUUGUGUAUUUUUUCAGUUUCUAGUUUUACGUCGACACUGUUUCAUAACGGUUAAGGGUUUUGGACUCUUCUCUGACAUGUUCUGACUUUAAAGUCUUUUAGUUUUAUCUCUGCUUCAGGCUUCUUUGGGUAUAACACAGAGCCCCUACGGUCCCUCAGAGGUGAUUGUUUCUAUCUUGAGCUCACAGGAUAAGUCGUUUGGGAGGCGUGUGUGAUGAACCUGACAUGAACAUUCACUUUGGCUUCAACACGCUGUUUAUUUUAGCAGCGCUCAUUACAAAUGUACACAACGUGAGGCGCAGCCCUCAACUCUGACCAGCAGAGGACGCUUAUGUUACUCUGAAGUACCAUUCUCGGUGUAAGGCUCAUAAGAUACAUCAAUUACAGUAUUCAUACAAUAAUAAAAAAUGCUGGCAGAUAACAACACUUAAAGAGGUGAAUUAAUAUUUUUUCAUAGCUAAUAAACAGAUCUGAAGUUAAAAGUUGAUGUCAAGACUAAACAUGGGCAGGGUUUCAGACUAUGGGGUAAAGGUGCGUUGGCGUAACCUCAGGAUGAAACCGCAGGCUUCUCUGAACGACUUCUUCAAAAAGACACACGAGUAUUAUACGAGAGAGGGACACAAGAUUUACUCAAACUGUGACAUCACAGAUUGGUGAACCUCCUUACAAGGGCGUAAUAAACGUAACACUCACCAAACAGAGACGUCCUGCUCUGUUCUUUGUUGAUGGGGAUUAUUUUUGUCCCUUUACAAACUUUCAGGGUCCAAAACAUUCGGCCAUGUUUCAUCAUCUGUUCUUUUAAUAAAUAGAGAGGGUUCCGGUAUGCUUGGUUCCAUAGUGAUGUGAUCUGUAGUCCUUUGAUGCUCCUUAAAGAGAAAGUAGCUGAAAUGAAGUGUUUCACACAGAGGCUGUAAUGAGUGUUUUCAAAGACAGCAGCUUGAGAUCAGUAAAGAGUGUUUGAGUUUUAAAUCAUGUGAAGCUGCUACAGAGCUAUCAGAGGGACCAGAUGAAGACUGAACAUGAGCAGGAUAUACACUCUGUAAGGAUGAAUGAUGGAAGGUGGAAUCGUUACCACAGGUGAAUGACUUGUGUGCUCGAGAUAAAAAUCAUCACCUCAUGGGACUUCAGGGGCUCUGCAGCAUCUUUUUGCUGGAAUGCUUUAUCAUUUUUAAACAUUUAGCUGUAAUAAAUCAAACUAUCAAACUGUUAACUGCUCUGGCUCUGAAGAAAGAUGCAUGCAGUUUAGUUUAGUUUAAGCAAAGAGCGAGCAUCCAGGAUUCAAACUUCACUGUACACAUCAUUUUGAAUUCACUGUAAAUGUGUCGCCCGUCUUCAUUAAAACAUCCUGAAAACAUC
This is a messenger RNA of Notolabrus celidotus (New Zealand spotty), 3372 nucleotides long. RefSeq names its product lymphocyte cytosolic protein 2a (gene lcp2a). Lineage: Eukaryota; Metazoa; Chordata; Actinopteri; Labriformes; Labridae. The record is from RefSeq and is a predicted model, not a curated record. The transcript is spliced from 22 exons. The coding region runs from base 369 to 1865 and encodes 498 amino acids. Gene Ontology annotation, molecular function: protein binding. Gene Ontology annotation, biological process: cell surface receptor protein tyrosine kinase signaling pathway; intracellular signal transduction.